Oncorhynchus nerka (sockeye salmon) is the source of this 3372-nucleotide messenger RNA. RefSeq names its product dachshund a (gene dacha). The record is from RefSeq and is a predicted model, not a curated record. The coding region runs from base 150 to 2006 and encodes 618 amino acids. Gene Ontology annotation, molecular function: RNA polymerase II cis-regulatory region sequence-specific DNA binding; DNA-binding transcription factor activity, RNA polymerase II-specific. Lineage: Eukaryota; Metazoa; Chordata; Actinopteri; Salmoniformes; Salmonidae. Gene Ontology annotation, biological process: regulation of transcription by RNA polymerase II. The transcript is spliced from 12 exons. Gene Ontology annotation, cellular component: transcription regulator complex; nucleus.
UUGUGAGAUAGGUAGUUAGUUGCCCAUUGCCGACUAUCCGACGGGAGCGAGAGUGCAUGUGAAACAGCGAGAGAAAAGAUUGAGCGAGAAGUAGAAACAAAACGUAAAGGUGAGACAGAGAGUGAGGAAAAUAAGAAACUUAAGAAACUAUGGCCGUGUCAGCAACUCCGCCGGUGCUUUCCCCAACAUCUAAUCCGGGGUCGGGCAGUUUAUUCCGCUCCGAUCCGCUGUAUACAAGCCCAGCCGAGUCCCCGAGACUGACAAGCAGCUUGAUCAACUCUUUCAUCAGCAGCGGAGGAGGAAAUGGAAACGGCACAAGCGGUAAUAACGAGUGCAAAAUGGUUGAGGUGCACGGGGUCAAGGUAGCCUCGUUCAACGUGGACGGUCAAGAACUCAUCUGCCUGCCGCAGGUCUUCGACCUCUUCCUGAAACAUCUGGUCGGGGGUCUGCACACCGUCUACACCAAGCUGAAGCGGCUGGAUAUAUGCCCCGUCGUGUGCACGGUUGAGCAGGUUCGGAUUCUGCGGGGGCUUGGUGCUAUUCAGCCCGGGGUGAAUCGCUGCAAACUCAUCACCCGCAAGGACUUCGAGGCGCUCUACAACGACUGCACCAAUGCCAGCUCCAGGCCUGGCCGGCCACCCAAGCGUUCCCUGGGGGUAGCGAUGCAGGAGAGCUCCAGGCUUCUUCCCCACAGUGUCCACGGUCUAUUGUCACCCGGACUCCUCUCAUCCAUGUCGCCCGGAGUAUUUAUGUGUUGUCCUGCAGGGCUGACGGCUGCAGCGAUGGCCGAGGCUAUGAAGCUGCAGAAGAUGAAGCUGAUGGCCAUGAACAACCUCCACGGAGCCGGCAGCCAGAACGGGACCGAGUCAGAGAACGACGAGCUCAACUCCAACGCAGGUGGCAGCGAGUCCUCCUGGGACAAAGAGAAGCUCCAGUCUCCCCCCUCCUCCGGCGCUGCCCACGGCCUCGGUCACGCAGGCCUGUCAGGGCAGCACGGCCUGUCCAGCUCCCACCUCAGCUCUCUGCAGCAGAACCACCUACUGGCCAACCGACUGGACCUUCCAUUCAUGAUGAUGCCCCACCCCCUGCUGCCCGUCAGCCUGCCGCCUGCCUCUGUUGCCAUGGCAAUGAACCAGAUGAACCACCUGAACACCAUCGCAAACAUGGCCGCUGCAGCUCAGAUGCACAGCCCCUUGUCCAGAGCAGGAGCGUCUGUCAUCAAGUCUGACCCUCGGUCUCUGUGGCAGGAGUGUGUCCAGGACAGCCCCUCUCCGGCGCCCUCCAUGGAGGAAGGUCCUCGCCCGGGCUCCCAGCCCUCCUCACACCCCAGCAGCAGUGCCUCCAGUUCCCCAGCCCCACACCAACACACCCCAGACCGCCUGGCGAUGAAUCCGGUUGACGGAGGCCUCGGGGAGCGAGAGGCUGGGAUCAACAUGAAAAAGAUGUUCAAAGAGAAAGCAGAUGAGGCGCAGCUGGCCCUGCCCAUGAUGAAGCCAGGCUUUGAAAAGAUGCCCCUGGGAGGACAGACCCUGCCUCCAGGCUUCCCUGCCCCCUUCCUCUUCGCCGACGGACUCAACUCUGUGGAGACUCUGCUCACCAACAUCCAGGGCCUGCUGAAGGUAGCGGUGGACAAUGCUCGUGUCCAGGAGAAACAAGUCCAGCAGGAGAGGAAGGAGCUCAAGAUGGAGCUCUACAGGGAGAGAGAGAUGAGAGAGAGUCUGGAGAGACAGCUCACCUCCGAACUGCACAGCCGAGCCACCAUCCAGAAGCGCCUGAAGAAGGAGAAGAAGGCUAAGAGGAAACUGCAGGAGGCUCUGGAGUUUGAGUCCAAGCGUCGGGAGCAGGUGGAGCAGGCCCUCAAAACGGCCACCUCCCCAGAGAACCUCUGCAUGAGUCUCAACGAGGCAGUGAUACCAGAGGUUGAGCCGGAGCAUAACGGCAGCCAGCAGGAGAACUCGGCUGUACAGGAGAACAGACCCUACACCAAGCCUCCAAUAAUGUACUGAGAGAGACCUCCAGCUUCUCUAGACCUGGCCCAGGGCUGUCGCUGCAGGCUUCCCCAGAGACAGAGCCCUUGGCUGGGAGAGGACGAGUGGAGAAGAGGGAUGACUGGAGGGAGGAAUGGAUCCCCAAAACGAUCCCCUGAAACUCAUGUACAGGACUGCAGAGAGGGUGUGGUGGGGCGAGAGGCAACACUGGAGUGCCACUUAUUGCUGCCCCAUCAUCUCACUUCAGCUACUUGUAAAAAAAAUCCCUCUAUUUUACUUGUUUUGACUACUUUUGUUCUACCCUCUUUGAGAGAAAAAAGUAAGGACCAUUGAAAAUAAAACUGUCUUGGAUUUCUCUCUACUCCCUGUGAAGCACAUACAGAAACCUAUCCUCCUUCUCUAUCCUAUUUCUCUCCAAGCCGAUUUUCCUCUCGUUAUUAUUAUUGUUAUGAAUUAUUAUUGCUAUUAUUAUUCUCGUUAUUAGUUGUUGAUUCCUCCAAUGCCCCAAUAGCACAAGUCUUGCAGCGCAUAUAUAGGAUCAUAUCUUCCUAAAGCUCAAAAGUCUGAAGGAGGAUAUGAAAUGUCAAAUUCAAGACAGAAAUGUGCUUCUCUUCUUCUAUCCCGUUCAUCAUCAAGUAAAAGGGACUCAAAUGGUUUCUGAAUUUCUACGCUUUUCCCCUAUUUUUUCCGGGGUGGAUGGGGGGGGGGGUAUUGUUGAAAAAUGUCACUACUGUUUGUUGACUUAGAAAUGUGUCCGCUCCCUGAACUGCAUUGUUCCAGUGUUUAUUUUAAGUGUGUUUUACUCAAAGCUCAGUCUGGAUACAAAGAAAGAGAUAUUGAGUUCUAUCCUAUAGAGCCCUUCCUCCUGUAAAGGUUUCUCUGUUGCUGUGUUCAGUUCAAAGGUUAUAUUGCUGUUAUAAAUACAGUAUUACAGUAACCCCUGUUCUGUUUAUCCCCCCCCCCUUCGUUUUUAGACAUGUAAAAAAAAAAUGCUUUAGCGUUUGCUAUUCUGACGUCGUAAUAAAGUGGAUACAUUUUUAGUGAGAAAAAAAAAACGAAAGUAAAAUGAAAUACCCCAAUGCACAUCCGAUGCAAGCAUGCAUGUAGAUACGACACUGGUAAAAAGUUACACUUGCUGGUUUAAAAAAGCUGCCAAUUGAGAUAUAUUUUUAAAGAAUUUUGGGGAAUUUCAUUAUUACCAUGAUCACAACCAGGCAGCUAUCUAAAAUUGUUGACCUUGUUUUAAUGAUAAUAGUAUCACAUCACAGCCUUGCACAUAACACAAAAACAAUAAAACAUACUUCUGGACAUCGUGGUCGAUUUGUUCGUUUUUUUAUGUUGGUUUGGUUUGGUUUUUAGUAAUAAAGUUCUAGAUUCAGAGGUG